Molecule: messenger RNA, 2618 nt
Organism: Octopus sinensis (East Asian common octopus)
Lineage: Eukaryota; Metazoa; Mollusca; Cephalopoda; Octopoda; Octopodidae
Product: zinc finger protein 32-like
Exons: 2
Coding region: 1108-1602 (164 amino acids)
Biological process (GO): regulation of transcription by RNA polymerase II
Cellular component (GO): nucleus
Molecular function (GO): RNA polymerase II cis-regulatory region sequence-specific DNA binding; DNA-binding transcription activator activity, RNA polymerase II-specific
Source: RefSeq, a predicted model, not a curated record
CUAAUAAUGGUGAUUAGGGUAGAUUAGUAUCUACCAUCGACUUAUGUUUUUGGCUGGAUCUUUAUUUAAUUGAUUCCGAAGCAAUGAAAGAUAAAAUUGACAUCGACGGAAUUUGAGGUCAGAACGAAAGAAGCACUGCUUGGUCUAAAUAAUUACUAUUAAUUUUGGUACACGACUACAAUUUCGUUUCGGUAUAGUAUUUCCCUUUUUAUAAGUUUUCGUCAGGGAUACCUGUAGUAGUAGAUAUUCUUUGACCUUUUCUCCGAAAUUAGUGACUUUUCUGGGUGAAUUUCUACAUUUGUAUCAAAGCUGCAGAGGAAAGGAUUAUACGGAAGAUAAGAAGUCAGAUUAGAUUAUUAUCAGAUGACAUCUGCUUCACAGGAUUUUUACAUAAGCAACGUCAUUAGAAUGGAAAGUCUUUUGAAGACUGAGCAAAGAUGUUAUACAAAACACGUAUAACCCUGUUUCUAUGAAUAUUUACUGAAUUACUGCAAAAUAUAUCUGGGGAACUCUGACAUAUAUGUAGCAAAAUUUCUCUUCUUUAUUGUCUGGAAUACACAGAAAAUUAUAUUUGCAUAUUAAUUAAUCAUUUAGCAUUUAAACUAGCACAAAUAUUCUGACCUCUCACACUCACCAUGCAGUGUCAAUUUAAACAUAAACAAUCAAAUCACUGAAGUCUCAAAGCUAUGAGAUAAUCCAUGAUUAAUUCAAAACAAUAUGAAUAAAUAAGCAUUACAUUUCACAAAGGAAUCUCAAUGCUAAACGGUUAAACUGGCCAUAUUUUUGUGUGUUUUAUAUUCAUACUAGCCAGAUCCCACCCCUCACACCCACCCUACAAGGUCAUUCUAAAAAUAAACAAUCACUACAUUGAAAUCUGAACAUGAUAGCAUAAUGAAUGAUUAAUUCAGAAGAAUUUCAAUAAACAUUCUAUUUGACAAAGUAAUCUGAAUGUUAAUGAGUUAAAGCAAUUAAGAAGGCAGUUUGCAGCAUCUUCAGAUAUUAACAAAGAACACUUUUCAUGGAGAUAUAUCAGUAGAAAUAUUUGUUCAGAGCAAUAUACGAGAAGAAGGAAAACCUUUGUGACCUGUGACAAGAGAAAGGAACAUUAUGGAAAAUGAAUUAUUUAGGAGUGAAGUUGAAUGUAAAAGAGAGUCUGAAGAAAUUGAUUUUUCUGAUGAGGAAAAGAAUGAAAAGGGCAAAACAUCAUAUGAUUGUGAUAUCUGUGGCAAGUUGUUCUCUCGGAAAGCUAAGUUAGUCAUUCACGAACGUACUCAUACAGGAGAAAAACCAUAUCACUGUGAUAUCUGUGGUAAAUCAUUCGCUCAGAAAGGUAACUUGACUACUCACCAACGUAUUCAUACAGGAGGGAAGCCAUAUCGCUCUGAUAUCUGUGGUAAGUCAUUGUCACAAGAUAGUGAUUUAACAAGACACAAGCAGAUUCAUUCAAGAGGAAAAUAUUUGUACUGUGACAUCUGUGGUAAAUCAUUCUUGCGGAAAGAUAACUUAGUCAUCCACCAACGUAUUCAUACAGGUGAGAAGCCAUAUCAUUGUGAUAUCUGUGGUAAAUUGUUCGCUCAGAAAGGUAACUUGACUGCUCACUGACGUUUUCAUACAGGAGAGAAGCCAUAUCACUGUGAUAUCUGUGGUAAACUAUUGUCAAAUCGUAGUACAUUAACAAGACACAAACAGAUUCACACAAAAGGAAAAUAUUUACACUGUGAUGUCUGUGGUAAAUCAUUUUUUGAUACUCAUCAUUUAACCACUCACAAACGCAUUCAUACAAGCGAAAAACCAUAUCGCUGUGAUAUCUGUGGUAAAUCAUUCUAUGAAAAUAGCUACUUAACUAGACACAUACGUAUUCACACAGGAGAAAAGCCAUAUCAUUGCGAUAUCUGUGGUAAAUCUUUCUCUCAUGGGCCCAGCUUAACUGUUCACAAAUACAUUCAUUCAGGUGAGAAGCCGUAUCACUGUGAAAUCUGCGGUAAAUCCUUCUCUCGAAAUGAUCACUUAACUACUCACAAGCACGUUCAUACAGGUGAGAAGCCGUAUCAUUGUGAAAUCUGUGGUAAAUCCUUCAUUCGAAAUGAUUACUUAACUAGUCACAAACGUACUCACACAGGUGAGGAGGCAUAUCAUUGUGAUAUCUGUGACAAAUCAUUUGCACAGAGAAGCAGCUUGACUACUCACAAGAGCAUUCAUAUGAGAAACAAACCACACCAAUGAUCCAUCAUCAUUGUUUUCACGUCCACGGUUGUCAUGCUCUCAUGGGUCAGAUGGAAUUUGGUGAGGUGGAUUUUCUCUGUCCAGAUGGCCAUCUUGUUACCAACUUUCACCUGUUUCAAACUAAGAUAUUUCCCCAUGAUCAGACAUGUUUUUAUGUCAGAUUGGAGAUGGACACUGCUUGUAUGGUAGUGACACUCGUUUACAACUAUCACACAGUCUCAAGGCAAGGAUAUAAUAACACACACACACACACAUUCAUAAGCCCCUCACACUUCUAUGAAACAUCCCCCUCUAUCCUCUGUACCACUAAUAUUCCCCCACCACCAAUACCUUUUGUGUAUGUCCUCAUACAUCUCCAACAUCAUCCAUUUCUCUAUAUAUAUCUGAAAACAAUU